AUUUAUAAAGCAAUUUUUCCUACCAUGGUAGUUAAUUGGGUCCAAGAAUUUUCAUUUUUGGGUGAACAUUCCCUUAAGGGGUCAUUUGACAUGGCUCAAACGAAUAUUAUCUUUGUUUUAGAUGUAUUGCAAUGUAUAUACACGAUUUAAGGUAAAAAAGAUUUUUUACAAAGCAUGAGGCGUUUCAGGCAGAUCUGGGUGAGCAUUCGCUUUUAGAUAGAAUGCAUUUUUUGUCCUGACACUUUCUUUCUGCUAUUCGCACCAUAUGACACCUUUAAGACCCAUCUGUAAAUCUAUUGUGUACUGUUGUAGGAUCAGAUUCUUUAUCAUUCUUAUAGAAUUCACCAAAAAUAAAAAAAACUGAUCCUGGAUCUGCACAUAAAUCUCUUGCAUGAAACUACACACCCCUGCCUCCUCACGACAGCAUGCCAGCCACCUGAUGCUCUGGUCCAGCCUGGUUACCGUGGUCACACUCACACUGUAUCUUCUAGGUAAUGCUUACCUUCAGAACGGCAGUAGGCGUGGCAUUACGGCACGGCUCAAGAAGUUCUUCCCGUGCACGUCUGCAAAAAAGCCAUCCAGCAGUAUUCAAAAUAGUGUCGAGGAUGAGCUGGAGCUGUCUGCUGUACGGCAUCGACCAGAAGGUCUGGAGCAGCUGGAGGCUCAGACACGCUUCUCUCGCAAAGAGCUUCAAAUCCUCUACCGGGGCUUCAAGAACGAAUGUCCCAGCGGUGUGGUCAACGAAGAGACGUUUAAGGAUAUUUACUCUCAGUUCUUCCCACAGGGGGAUGCAUCAACAUACGCACAUUUUCUCUUCAAUGCAUUCGACACAGACCACAACGGCUCCGUCAGUUUUGAGGAUUUUGUUAUGGGUCUUUCCAUUCUAUUACGAGGAACGAUCCAGGAGAAACUUAACUGGGCAUUUAACCUGUAUGAUAUUAAUAAAGAUGGAUAUAUAACAAAAGAGGAAAUGUUAGACAUCAUUAAGUCCAUCUAUGACAUGAUGGGAAAGUGCACAUAUCCCAUUCUUAAAGAGGACACUCCACGACAGCAUGUGGAGAUAUUUUUUCAGAAAAUGGACAGAAACAGAGAUGGAGUGGUCACUAUAGAUGAAUUUAUAGACUGCUGCCAAAAUGAUGAGAACAUCAUGAGAUCAAUGCAGCUGUUCGAGAAUGUCAUUUAACAUCUGAAUAUAGACUCUGUCUGGCCAGCUCAUAUUAUCACCUUUAUACUCCACAAAAUCCUGAUGACAUCGAUGGUCUUAAAAUCCAUACAACAUUUUUAAAAUCAACGAAAUAAUUAUUUUUACAUUUUUUGUCAUAUCCGUUACUUGUAAAAAUAUUAAAGACUUUAUUUAGCACAGAAAUGUGCACAAUUCCUGCAACAUUUCUGGAAAUGUAUCAUUUAAUCCGGUUUCUAUUCUGAGGUCAUGUAACAUGUAAGUAAGAGGAAUACACAUUGUUCGAAAGAUGAGUUUCCCCAAUUGUUAAGCGUUCACCCAACUCGAUUGAAGUUACUAUUGUUUUUAACUUGUGGCACAAGACAGAUACAUCACGAAUAUAUAACAUGCAGUAGAUUCCCUCGAGCAUUGUGAAGCAUUUACAUGCCUGCAUUUACAAGCACAGUGAGAAAUAGUUCAAUCUUCUUUCUGUUAAAAGAGUACAAACGUGUAAAACCUUUACAUGUCUACAGAACCAUUCCAGAAUGUUCUUACUGAGUGAGUGAGUCCCGCCAAACAAAUCAAAAGUAAAAUGAACACAAUGACGAGCAAAAUAUUUAUCUAAAAAUAUUUAUGUAUUUUUUAUUUGCCUACUAGAGUAAAUAUUGAAAGCUACAGGUAGCACUUCAAAGCACACAUUGUAUUUGUCUUAGGGAUUAAAACACACAAACAACAAUGCUGCUUUUAUGUAUCUUUAUUUCCAAGUCCUCGCAAGAAUUGUCACAUAUCCUGCUAUUAUUUUUACAUUUUUUGGCACUGUAUCACCAUUCUCAGAGCAACAGAAUGAAUAUUUAUUUAUUAGGAUAUCAAGCACUCAUGCAGUAUACAUAUUUAUUUAUUUUUCUGCUGUGACCCUCAGUAUUUGUGUGUCUGCAAAGAACGUAUAUUAAAGUCAGAGGAAUGUUGUGUCAGUCUCUCUCGUCUAUGAGGCCGUAUAGCUGUCUUUCAGUGUCCAUCAUUGAUAUGUAUUAACCCAUCAUGUUAUGUACUUGCUUUUAAUUUAUUGUGUUGUUUUUUAAACAUCACUGUUACAAAAAUAAGUAACUAAAUUGAAAUCAAUGCUUAAACACAUCUACAUUCUACUCUACAUGUGUCUAUCGUCACCAUCUAGUGGUAAAUCUGCUCAAUCACAUCAGAUAAAUUUACACUUUAUUGAAUAUUAGAAAUUGAAUUCAUACAAGAACACCGCCAACAUAAACUCAGUAUUUACAUUUUCCAGCACUGUUUUAAUAUCUUGCACCAAUCUUCAGCUUCAGAAUUUUUUCUCACUUACUGUAAUGUGAAAAGCAAAAAUCUUUUUCAAAGAUAGGAAAGGGAACUUCUGAAGAAGAUAGCUAAACUAAAGAUAAUGUGUCAGACAAUAUAUAUUAUUGAUUUAUGACAGAGAUUUUAACUGUAUAAAUGUGCAAGUCGGAUUGAAUAGAAAUUAAUAUGGAUUUGUAUUUGAAGCAAGAUUUUAUCCAUUAUAGAAGUUUCCAUAAUUUAUUCGCAAACAUGAAUAAAAAAAGUUAUAAUAAAAGUUAUUUUCCAUAUGUUGCUCAUUUAAACUGAGACUAUGGGCUUCAUGGUUAUAUGCUAGUGUAUCAUUACACGCUCCCACAAACACUUGAAUGUCUGUCAAAUCACUCUAUUCGUUUUGCAACCUGCAUGUGUGACUCAUAUUAGCUUAUAAACGGAAACAAUUUUUAGAAAUCCAGUGCCUUGAUUUGUCAACGCUCAUCCCAAAUAUAUCUUAAAGAGUCAAUCAUGGCUUAUCUCAAACGCUGAAUGUCCUGUAGUUUUCACGUUUCUGUCUUUUCAAUGCAAUUGCAACAUUGUUGGUCCGUUUCUGAAAACCAAGCCAUGUUUGUUGCACUCGAGCCUUGCUGUUGCAUUUGAGUGUCACGAAUCCUCUUUAUGACGUAGAAAUUUCCCAUUUAAAUGAUGCGACACUUUGUAAGCGACGUGGGAAGCCGACAGCUGCAUGUUUAGUGAGUGAAGGCAUCACGGAUGGCUAGAGAUGACUGGAGCAGAUCUAGUGCUCAGUGUGCAAAUCUCAUGCUUAUAUGUGAAACUAUAGAUGAUCGAGUUUUGUAAAAUAGAAUCAAUAAAGUGAUCAGAAUGUA
Molecule: messenger RNA, 3324 nt
Organism: Triplophysa dalaica
Lineage: Eukaryota; Metazoa; Chordata; Actinopteri; Cypriniformes; Nemacheilidae
Gene: kcnip4a
Product: potassium voltage-gated channel interacting protein 4a
Exons: 8
Coding region: 392-1183 (263 amino acids)
Biological process (GO): regulation of potassium ion transmembrane transport
Cellular component (GO): voltage-gated potassium channel complex
Molecular function (GO): potassium channel regulator activity; calcium ion binding
Source: RefSeq, a predicted model, not a curated record